This is a messenger RNA of Candidozyma haemuli, 1842 nucleotides long. RefSeq lists its product as uncharacterized. Gene Ontology annotation, molecular function: hydrolase activity. Gene Ontology annotation, biological process: GPI anchor biosynthetic process. The transcript has a single exon. The record is from RefSeq and is a predicted model, not a curated record. The coding region runs from base 1 to 1842 and encodes 613 amino acids. Gene Ontology annotation, cellular component: endoplasmic reticulum. Lineage: Eukaryota; Fungi; Ascomycota; Pichiomycetes; Serinales; Metschnikowiaceae.
AUGUCUCUUCCCAAGGUCCGCAACUCGUACGCGCUAGUGCUAGCGUUAGCGGCGGUGUUUGCUGUUCAGUUUAUAUGGUUCGAGUGGAUCGUGCCUUCCAGAACGGCUGGGGCCUGCUCGUGGGCUGAAACAGGCCUGAAUCCUACAAACGUGCUACUUGUAGCUGAUCCUCAGCUAAUAGACAACCACACAUAUCCAGGCAGAAACAGUGCUUUGCUUAAGCUUCUGCAGCAUACAGUUGAUAAGUAUGUGGCUCAGAAUUAUAAGGCCAUGGUGGGAAAGCUCCAGCCAGAUUAUAUCUUCUUUUUGGGUGACUACUUGGAUAAUGGACGUCUGGCCACGGAUCAGUACUUCAACCAUGAAGUACGUCGUUUCUGGCGUAUCUUUGAUCGUUGGCCUGGCAAGUACGUUCACGGAAAGAACUGGUUUACGAAUGUACCAGGAAAUCAUGACAUUGGCUUUGGCAAUGCUGUCAAGGCUCACCUGCGACAACGGUUUGAAGGUGUGUUUGGCCUUGCCAACACUGUGGUGGAAGCUGGAGGUGUGGAGUUUGUGAUGGUGGAUACGCCACUGUAUUCUGCUGAUAAUGGGUUGGAGGCUGACGCUCGGCAUUUUGUGAAUAGCCUUGAUGUUGGCAAACUGACAUCGGAGAAUGACCAGGCUACUGGAGAAAGUAAUACCAGGAGAGCAGAGGAUGCUGGUGAGGAUGUUGGUGGUAUCAGUGAGUCUGUGGAUCCCAUCACUGGAAAAGCCAUUGACGAUACGAAGGCCGCUUCCGAGGAGAAACCAGAGACGGAUCUUACAGGUCUUGGAUCGGCCUCUGAUGGCUCAGCAAAGGCACCAGAAGUUGAAGCUGCUAAUGCAGCUGCCCCAUACAAUGAAAAAUCCUCGGAGAAAUCAGCUCUUGAUUUAGAGACAGAGUUGAACGCUCCUAAUCCUCCUCCAGAGAAGCCCAAGUCACAGCAAGAUGACCUGCCAAAGGCUGCCGUCCCAGAAUCUUCAUCUGGAUCGACCGAGUCUCCUUCUACAGAAGACAUUCCAGCCGUUUUAACUCGGAAACCAAGGAUUCUCCUUUCCCAUGUUCCACUUUAUAGGGACACCAAGGUCCAAACAUGUGGUCCACUCCGUGAAAGUCUGGUAUUCCACCAAAACAAAGGGUACCAGUACCAGCUGGCGCUUCUUCCAGAGGUCUCGAGCGAGAUUCUUGAGAAGUUACGCCCCAUAGUGGCCUUUUCAGGUGACGACCACGAUUACUGUGAUGUCACCCAUCCACUCACCAAUACUAGAGAGAUCACUGUCAAGUCCAUCAGCAUGGCUAUGGGUAUUUGGCAGCCAGCAGUGCAACUUCUUUCCUUUGAUGCUUCAUCAGCUACGCCAGAACUGCUUACUUACGACACUCAUUUAUGUUACCUCCCUACGCCAUAUCACAAUGUGAUCGCCUAUGCCAUAACUGCCGCCAUCAUCGGUGCCAUAUUACUUUCACACGCCCUCCGUCUUAGACCAUCCCGUUACAACUACAACUAUUCGAUUCUCCCAACGCAUGCCCACGACUACGCAGAGCUGUCGGCCAUUCUCAUGGAAAACCCCAUGUCCAGAAAAGUGUCUAACUUCUUGAAAGAACAAGAUGAAGGAUCCUCCUCCAUUUCUUCAACACCCCUCCCAGCUUACACUUCCACAGCAGCCAAACUGGCGCCAGAGAAAGUGGCUGCAAAGUUGAAGUACUCCAAGUUGGCAGUGAGAAGGUUCAUGAGAAAAUGGAACCUUGUCUUUUUCCUUCGCUUGUGUCUCGUGGAAUUCUUCUCUGUCAUGCUUGCCUACUUCGUUGUCGUGACAACGAUCUAA